Notothenia coriiceps (black rockcod) is the source of this 1701-nucleotide messenger RNA. Its product is annotated as G-protein coupled receptor 98-like. The transcript has 9 exons. The record is from RefSeq and is a predicted model, not a curated record. Gene Ontology annotation, molecular function: G protein-coupled receptor activity; adenylate cyclase inhibitor activity; G-protein alpha-subunit binding. NCBI's taxonomy places the organism in Eukaryota, Metazoa, Chordata, Actinopteri, Perciformes, Nototheniidae. Gene Ontology annotation, biological process: cell communication; negative regulation of adenylate cyclase activity; visual perception. Gene Ontology annotation, cellular component: membrane; stereocilium; cytoplasm. The annotation marks the transcript as partial.
AUGAAGGUGAAUGUGACAGUGAGUCGCUCUGCAGGCAGUGAGGGCAGUGUGUGGGUGAGCUAUCAGACCUCAGGAGGCACAGCGGUCAGUGGAGAGGACUUCGCUCCAGCUUCAGGGCGACUCCUCUUCUCCCCAGGACAGACCUCAGAACAGCUCACACUGCACAUCCAGGACGAUGACCUUCCAGAGGAGAGUGAGAUGUUCCUGCUCAACAUCACCGACGUAGAGCUGCUCAAUGUCAGUGGUGUGGAUUACAGCGUGAGGGAGGGGGGUCUCCAGCUGGAUCAGCCUCCAGAUAUAGGAAACAUCUCUUCUCUGUCUGUGGUCAUACUGAAGAAUGACAACGCUGAGGGGAUCCUGGAGUUCAGGCAGGAUUAUCUCAACAUUACAGUUGAGGAGGAUGUGGGCUCUGUGUUGAUCCCGGUGGUGAGGAGAGCGGGCUCUUAUGGACUGGUCUCAGCUCAGUUCACUUCCAGAGGCCUGAGUGCGACCCCUGACCUCGACUUCAUCCUAAACAACGACUCAGUGACGUUCCUCAAUGGCCAGAAUAUCAGCUUCAUCAAUGUCACUAUUAUAGACGACCUCGACAGUGAGUCUGCCGAGGUGUUUGAGGUCCUGCUGGUUGGAGCUACAGGAGGAGCAGUGCUGGGCUCUCAGCAGGUUGCAAGGGUUACCAUCUCCAAAAGUGACUCUCCAAGUGGGGUGGUCCGUUUCCUGAACGAAAGCCUGAUCACCGUGGCCAACCCAAACUCCACUCGCAAACUCUCUCUGGUUUUGGAGAGGGCAGGAGGCCUAGUGGGCAACGCAACUGUUGCUUGGAUCAUCCGAGGCCCUAACAGCAGAGAGCUCCUCCCCCCAUUAAACACAGACAUUAGAGAGCCUGUGAGCGGCUCCUUCUUCUUCAGCGAUGGAGAGGAGGGUGUGCAGACCAUAGAGCUGAGGAUCCUUCCUCAUGGGGAAGUGGAGGUGGAGGAGACAUUUGUUAUAGAGCUCAGCGUUCUGUCUGGAGAGCUGGAGGUGGAUCCUCAGGCUGGUUCCAUCACACUGAAGAUAGAGAAGUUUGGAGACCCGAAUGGAAUAGUCCAGUUCACUGAAGAUGCUCUCCGGGAGCGUGUCUACAAUGAAUCCACAGAGGCAGAGGGUCCUUUCAACGUGUCCCUGCUCGUCACACGCAGAGAGGGAGUCAUGGGUAACAUCACGGUGCAUUGGCAGAUCCAGAGCGACUCAGACACAGCGGGGGACUUCCUCGCCUCAUCUGGCUCCGUGAUGAUCCCAGAGGGCCAAAGGGAGGCGGAGGUCGUCCUCAGUCUGAUGCCUGACACAGUGCCGGAGCUGGAGGAGCUCUACACCGUCCAGCUCACUGCUGUGGAGGGUGGAGCUACUCUGGAGGCCAACCCAAACCUCACCAGGACACGCAUCAGGGUGCGUGCUAACGAUGAGCCCUACGGUGUCUUUGCCCUGAACCCUGAGGAAAUGUCUAUAAUGGUAUCAGUGUCGGACUCUGAGGUCAGCAGAGCUCUGGUUCUGAAUGUGACCCGGCAUCAGGGGCUGUUUGGAAACAGCAGUGUGGGCUAUAGGGUCAGUGGAGGGGUUAAUGCAGUGAUGGACAUCCAGGAGAUCCUCGGAGGACAGGCUGAAGGACGGCUGCUGUUCAGAGAGGGACAGAGCUUCAGUACCAUCACUCUGCCCAUCAGCAACCAG